UUUUGCCAGGAGUGUGGUCUGACAGAGGCUUGGGCCUAUCUUUGGAAUUCUUGGUACAGCAAAUGGGAUCUCUGGGCACGAUCCUCCUGUGAAUCUCAUCUCUCUCAUGUCUGCACAACCAUGAUCACUGAAAAUCACUGGAAGUGUCUAAAACAUGGCUAUCUUCGAUUCAAAACACGCUCACCACUUGAUCAGACUGUUUACAUCAUUGUCUAUUCCACCAUUAACUCCUAUAUUCAUACAUCCCACUUUCUUGAGCCUGACUGGCACCUUGGCAGGAGCCGCCCCCUCACAACUUGGCAGCGAGCUUUCAAGUCUGCUUGGAAUGAACUUGAAAAG
Cantharellus anzutake is the source of this 339-nucleotide messenger RNA. RefSeq lists its product as uncharacterized. Lineage: Eukaryota; Fungi; Basidiomycota; Agaricomycetes; Cantharellales; Hydnaceae. The transcript has a single exon. The annotation marks the transcript as partial. The record is from RefSeq and is a predicted model, not a curated record.